Messenger RNA from Caenorhabditis elegans, 547 nucleotides. RefSeq names its product Coiled-coil domain-containing protein (gene C17C3.9). Lineage: Eukaryota; Metazoa; Nematoda; Chromadorea; Rhabditida; Rhabditidae. The transcript is spliced from 6 exons. Bases 25 to 462 code for a protein of 145 amino acids. The record is from RefSeq and is marked reviewed.
UUCAAGAGAGCUCGACCAACAACAAUGGGACGCAAAAAGCGGCUGAAGGUCGAGCGAAAGGCAGUUGCAGAGAACCAAUCACAAAUCUUGACUAUGGUGACUAUUUCUGAAACGGAAAUGGAGAAGGAAAAGACGUAUACAGCACUGCAAAAACUGAAAUCAGUUUCUAAUGAUUUGUUCGAAGAAUGUCAAAGGGUUUUCGCAAAUACUAGCUUUUGCACGGCGGAACUGGAGAAUAUUGUUGGUUGCUUUGACCGUUAUGAGAAGGAAAUAUCUACAAUUCCGGACGAAUAUCGAACGCAUCCCUGUGUAAUCAAAUUCCAAAAUUGCAUUAGAGCAUUGUGCAACGUUGUCGCAAAAAAGUUGAACAACACAACUCGCGAUGUUGAAACUCAGACCAAUUUUCAGUCACCAAGGAUUACAUGGAGACAAAGGUACUGGAUGCCAUAUUUGAACAAAUGAUCGUUACGGGAUAGCAUGUGUCGAAAAGAAGGCUUUUUAUUUGAACAAUUAUUUUAGUACCAAAAAAUAAACAUUUCGAAGAUAA